UAUUGUAUAUAUAAUUCGUAUAUUUAUAUAUUUAUAAUAUUUACUUAUUAUUUAUUUUUCUAUAUAUUGAGUAUUUCUCUUUAUUAUACUUUAUAUUUAGUUAAGGGCAAUUGUCAAUAAUAGCACCUUUUGAAGUUUAUGUCCCAAAAAUAGCACUAGAAGGAGAAAGUCACAAAAAUAGGUUUCAUUAAAGGGGUAAUUUACCCUUAUACCCUUUGUUAUAAGAAUAAAAAAAAAACAUUUCAUUUCCUUCGAUCGCGAAUCCUGUCGUCUCCUCUCUGGAAUCUUCAAACCCUCACCGGCACUGUCGUCUCCGACUCGGGAAUCGUCGUCUCCGGCUCGGGAAUCAUCUUCUCCGACUCGGGAAUCGUCGUCUCCGGCUCGGGAAUCAUCUUCUCCGGCUCGCUAGUCAUCUUCUUCGGCUCGCUAAUCAUUUUCUUCGGCUCGCCAAUCAUCUUCUCCCGCUCGCUAAUCAUCUUCUCCGGCUCGCUAAUCAUCUUCUCCGGCUAUCUAAUCAUCAGCGUCACACUCUCUACUCUCAAAAUCGGACACAAAUCACUAUGUAGCUUUUUAAAAUUAGGUUUUUUGAAUUAAAAUUUGGGAAGCUUGCGUUUUGAUUUUGAUUUGUUUGUUACUCUUUCUUAUUAACCAGCGAAGCAAAUGAAAGACUUUUGAAUUGUGGGAACACAAAGUUGUUGGAGCAUAAUUCAUCUCUUUGAGGUAUGUUGCAGAUUCAACCUUCUGUGUGUUUGUACAAAUUUAUAAAAUAAAAGUUUGUUGUCUCUUGCUGCAUCUAUUGAAUGUUUUUAGAAGAUUUCCAGAAAGCAUUUGUUGCUGCAUCUAUUAAAUGUUGAAAAUUGAAACUCGGAUGGUAACACAUUUUGAAACUUUUUUGCUUGGAGUCUUGUUUUGAUUAGGAAUGUUGAUAUUUUUGAUAGGGUCUUGAAUUUGCUUAUGAGUCUUUUGUUGCUUGUGAAACUGUCUAGUGUUUAUAAGAAUUUCAGGAAGCAUUUGUUGUGUUAUUUCAGGAAAGCCUUCCAAAAAAGUUUGAAAUUUUUUUUUUCCUUGUUUACGCAGGAUAGAAACAAGAUGGGAGAUUCAGUACCUCUAAAACUAGCACUGCCAGAGCUGAAGUAUCCUAUUGGUUCACAGCCAAAGGAAAAGUCAGCAAUCAACCAAUACUCUGGUUCAGAUUAUAUCUCUAUUGUCAAAAGCAUCCUAAAACCAGAUGAGAUGAUAAGAGUCCGAGGAUCAUUUCUGGGACCUGUAAUGAAGCUCAGUGAGAGAGGAUUGAAGUUAUCAGCAAAGAUAGUCUACGCCAUUCUCACUAGAAGCAUCGUUUCUGUCAAGGAGAAUGAAGCCUGGUUCCAUUUCGGUGCGCAGCCAAUGAGGUUCUCUAUAAGAGAAUUUCAUAUGAUGACAGGCUUGAAAUGUAGUGGUGCAUUAGAAGGACCACGAAGGGAAACCGAGAGAUUUAAUUGGGAAUUGCUAAAGGGGCGUAGUCAUAAGUUAAGUGACAUGGUGGACCAGCUCAGAAACACAAGAGAAGAUGCUUCUGAGGAGAGAAUAUGCCUCGCAAUGCUCAUCCUGGUAGAGAGCAUAUUAUUGCGGAAGAGCAAAGGAGGGAGUUUUCCUUUGGAAUAUGCGAAAAAUGCACAGGAUAUGACAUAUCCAUGGGGAAAAGAGGCUUACAUUGUGCUCCUGAAGUCAAUUCAAAACGCUGUCGCGAAUCAUUUGGAGAAUAAAUCCAAAUUUGAGUUGCAAGGUUAUCCUCUAGUAUUCCUUCUUUGGAUACUAGAGUCGAUUCCUUUGCUAAGGGAUAAGUUCAGUAAGUGUGUACCAACAGUUGAGGUUCCUGGGCCGACUUACUUGUGUGAAAAAUACACUGAGGUAGAGAAUCCAUCACUUGAUAGGGUUUUACAGGUUGAAGCUGAUACAAAGCUGAAGGUCCAUUGCAUACUACCUUCUAUUCCUCAUGAUCCAGAAGAUGAUAUCUCCAUUGAAGACAAAUAUAGUGACGAGCUGGAAACAGUGAAAGAUGUAACAAAGAAAGGGUACAAGAUUACAGCCGAUGACUGGGAAAAUAGGUGUGUAGACACAUUUGACACAUUGGAUGCUCUUAUUCAAAUGAUGGCAAAUAAGGAGACUGGCCAAGCUUCUACUCCGAUUGAUGAGGAUUCAGUAAAUGAAAAAGUGAACAGGAUCAUCACGGUAAUGGAGGAGAAUCUGAAGAGCAUGAAGGAUCGAAUGUCAUUACUAGAAGAAGAAAACAUACAUCUUAGAGCUCGUGUGUCAGAGUUGGAAGGAAACAACAAUGUUUUUCCCACUAACGUGACACAAAAGGUAAAUUCUCAAAACAUGUUCUUUUACAUUUGCAUUUUCAAGUAUUUUUUUGAAGAUCUUGUACAUAUUCUUGAAUGCCUUCCUAAUAUUUGACAAACAGCGAUCCAGUGAGACACCUUUAUCUCCAAUGUCUCACACGCAACCAUCGAGUGAGACACCUUUAUCUCCAAUGUCUCAACAGCCUAAUUUGACACAUGAGGUAUGUAACCAAUAAAUAUUGUUGAGUUUUGAAGUAAUAUUUGGAAAGCUUUUGUACUUCUUGAAUGCAUUCCUGAUUUUUGCUGGAGACAAUGAUUGAAUCAGCUGCAUCUCCAAAGUCUCAACAAAAUGAGGUAUAUGCUCAAAAAUUUUUAAGAAAAUAUUUGGAAAUUCUUGUACAAAAUCCUGAAUGCCUUCCUGAUUUUUGCAGGAUUACACGCAACAAUCGAGUGAGACGCCUUUAUCUCCAAUGUCUCAACAGCCUAAUUUGACACAUAAGGUAUGUAACCAAUAAAAUAUUGUUGAGUUUUGAAGUAAUAUUUGGAAGCUUUUGUACAUAUUCUUGAAUGCAUUCUUGAUUUUUGCAGGAGACAAUGAAUGAAUCAGAUGAUGAAACUCUUGCCCUUGAUACUCAAGUAUUCUCUCCUAAUCUGACAAAAGAGGUAUAUGCUCAAUGAUAUUGUUUUCACAGUUGGAGUUUACAAAUUAGUUUUGGGUGAUUUUUUUUUACAUAUAAAAGCUUUUCUGAUUUUUGACAGAAAGAAACAGAAACGUCUACCGAUGAGAGGCCAUCCAAUCCUAAUCAAGAUGGAAAACCAGAUG
This is a messenger RNA of Brassica rapa (field mustard), 3144 nucleotides long. RefSeq lists its product as uncharacterized. Lineage: Eukaryota; Viridiplantae; Streptophyta; Magnoliopsida; Brassicales; Brassicaceae. The record is from RefSeq and is a predicted model, not a curated record.